AUGGGUGACAUGGGAGGAACUGGUGAUUUGGGAGGUAAUGGCUCGGUGGCUGUGGAGGAUGAAGAUGGUGAUGCUCGGGAAUCUCUAGAUCGUGGACCAGAAGUUCCUCCACUUUCUGUCAGGCAGGAGGAUGUAGGGAACAAGAGACAUGUUGUGAUUCCUCAGAGAGACUAUGAAUCGAAGUGGCAAAACUUCAGAUUUGCACUAAUCGGUAGAGUCAACUUUCGAUUGAUUUCUUUGGACACCUUGCGAAUGGAGGCUCAAGAAAAAUGGAACUUAAGCCAAGGGAUUUUAAUGCAUUUGCUGGGAAAGGGAUACAUUAUUUUUCAGUUUCAGUGCCAGGGUGAUAAGGUUGCAGUGUGGCGGAGGAGCCCUGUUAGGGUUAGGGAACAAGUUAUUCGUUUCCAUCAUUGGAAGCCUGAUUUUAAUAUUCAUGAGAAACAGUCCUUGACGAAGCUUGUAUGGAUUCGUUUUCUUGAUCUACCUCUUGAAUACUGGCACAAAAACAUUCUAUUGUCUAUUGCAAAGGUAGUAGGACAUCCUGUCGCUCUGGAUAGGCAAACUAGACAAGGUCUUCUUGGAUACUUUGCAAGAGUCUUGGUAGAGAUUGACAUUUCUGAUUCGGCAGUGAGGGUGGAGGAAGUUCAGGUUGAGAGACUUGAACCAGGACCCUCUCAGGUGUUCGGUUUCUGUCAAAAGGUGGUAUAUGAAGAUAAGGUGGAGCGCUGUGGUAUUGCAAGUGUGUGGAUCACUUGA
Messenger RNA from Macadamia integrifolia, 756 nucleotides. RefSeq lists its product as uncharacterized. Bases 1 to 756 code for a protein of 251 amino acids. The record is from RefSeq and is a predicted model, not a curated record. The transcript has 2 exons. NCBI's taxonomy places the organism in Eukaryota, Viridiplantae, Streptophyta, Magnoliopsida, Proteales, Proteaceae.